AUGGCUUUCAACAUUCCCACGCCGUUACUGCUGGUGUUCUCUGCAGCGCUGCAGGCGGCGGUGUUGCUUGCAGUGGCUCCCCAGUAUUCCCCUGUCGAUGGCUUCAACCUGGCCUUUCUCUGCUUCGCGCUGAUCAACUUUGCAUCGUGGUUCUUCUAUCUUCUGUUCAUCUACCCGAACUUCCUCAGCCCGCUUCGAGAUCUUCCAAAUGCCCCAGGCGCUUAUCCCAUCAUCGGGCAUGCUUUGUCGCAAUUCAAGCCCCCGCGAGGCGCCGACUAUCAGAGAUGGACUCGCGAAAUCCCCAAUGACGGGCUCAUUCGCCUCAGAGGCUUCAUGGAAGGCGACACGGUGCUGGUGACCGGCCCCAAGGCCCUGGCCGAGAUCCUGGUCACCCGGUCGUACGAGUUCCCCAAGGCGGACAGGGACCGGGUCUUUCUCCGUCGCUUGAUCGGUGACGGCCUGGUCGCGGCCGAGGGCGACCAACACAAGCACCAGCGCAAGCACAGCAUGCCCAGCUUUGCGUUUCGCCAGAUCAAGCUCCUGUACACUCUGUUCUGGGAGAAGUCUGUCAAGAUGACCCAGGUCAUAGAUGCCGAAGCCUUCGGGCCGGAGAGUGGGCACGGAGGUGCCGAAAGCCUGCCGCCUGGGGCGGUGGACAUUGAGUACUACGCCCCGAAAACAACGUUGGACAUUAUCGGUGUGGCGGGCUUGGGCCGAGACUUCAACACGCUAGGCAACUCGGACGACGAGAUGGUCAAAAUAUAUGAAGAGCUGGUGCACCCUUCUGUGGGCCGACAGAUCCACGCAGCCGUGUCCCUGCUUGGAAGCAGUGAGCUUGCUUCGUUGCUCUGCCGCCCCGUCGCCCGCGAAUAUGAUAUGCUCAAUGCCCAGCUGAGACUCAUAUGCAGGCAGUUUGUGCGAGAAAAGCGAGAAAGAAUGAAGGAUUCUCAAGACCAAGCCAUCGACACCCUGGCCUCGUUGAUCAAGUCAGACGUAUUCUCGGAUGAAGAGCUUGUAGACCAACUUUUGACCAUCAUAGCGGCUGGCCAUGAAACGACCUCCUCGAGCUUCACAUGGGUGACGUAUCUUCUUGCGCUGCAUCCCGACAUUCAGUCCCGCCUUCGCGCAGAAAUCCAAGCUGCAAUCCCGAACGGAUUCUCGCCUACCAACUCCGAGGACACGAGCAUAGCUUCGGUGCUGGAAUCACUGCCUCUACUCAACGGCGUCUGCAGUGAGAGCCUCCGUGUGCUGCCCGCCGUGCCGGUCACAAUGAGGACAACAAAGCGAGAUACUACCGUGAUAGGACACCUAGUUGCCGCAGGCACCAGGUUUAUCAUGUCUCCUUGGGCCGUCAACAAUGAUCCCGAGUUAUGGGGUCCCGACGCCCACGAGUUCAAGCCGGAAAGAUGGAUCGAUCUCGAGACCGGAAAGCCAAAUCAGACGGGCGGCGCGUCGACCAAUUAUGCAACCCUGACAUUCCUCCACGGCCAGCGGAGUUGUAUCGGGCAGAAUUUCGCACGAGCCGAGCUGAGGGCAAUGGUGGCUGCGUUUGCCGGGGCUUUCGAAUGGGCCCUUCUCAAUCCAAAUGAAAAAGUCGUACCGGCUGGAGUCAUCACAUCGAAACCAAGAGACGGCUUGAAGGUGACGCUGAAGAGAGUAAAGUCGUGGUAG
Molecule: messenger RNA, 1671 nt
Organism: Fonsecaea multimorphosa CBS 102226
Lineage: Eukaryota; Fungi; Ascomycota; Eurotiomycetes; Chaetothyriales; Herpotrichiellaceae
Exons: 3
Coding region: 1-1671 (556 amino acids)
Molecular function (GO): heme binding; monooxygenase activity; iron ion binding
Source: RefSeq, a predicted model, not a curated record